This is a messenger RNA of Clupea harengus (Atlantic herring), 3295 nucleotides long. It is a transcript of the gene incenp, whose product is annotated as inner centromere protein. Lineage: Eukaryota; Metazoa; Chordata; Actinopteri; Clupeiformes; Clupeidae. Gene Ontology annotation, cellular component: midbody; meiotic spindle midzone; chromosome passenger complex. Gene Ontology annotation, biological process: mitotic cytokinesis; metaphase chromosome alignment; meiotic spindle midzone assembly. The record is from RefSeq and is a predicted model, not a curated record.
ACCGUUUGAGCGGGUGGAAAGCAGCAGUCAGUGGAGUGAGGUGUACUGAAUGAGCGUAAAGAUGAGAUUUUAGGAAUUAAUUUAGCUAGCUAGUUUUUUUUUACAACAUUAGGUCGGCAAAAUUCAGGAUUACAGUACCUUGUCUGUGAAGAUCGUAUUUUUAAAGGGAAUAAGGGUCGUAGCCAUGAGUUCCCUACUGGAGUCGACGAAUAACCUCAUGCAGGUUUUCAGCGGAAAACUUGAGGAUUUCCUCAAAGAGAUUGAUAAUGUCCACAUGGUGUGGCUGGAGGAGAUUGAGCAGGAGGCGCAGAGAAUGUUUUCCAGUGAUUUCAACACAGAACCAGAGUUGAUGCCCAAGACUCCGUCCCAAAAGAAGACCAGUCGUAGGAGACGAGUGUCUGUGGGGAAUGAGAAUAAAGCCAAAAGACGCCUCUCCAAGGGCAAGCGCAGCAACCUACGGCGCUCUUCAGUGCAGCUGACCCUUAACGUAAUCCCAGAGAGUCCCACCGCCACUGCUGACCCGGAGGUUGUCCCUGAGGAUUCUGUUGAGGAGCCCCAGCGCAGAACCCGCCGGAACAACACCAAAUCUGCUGCGGCGCAAGGGCCAGUGAAGCGCAGCACACGCAACAAGCUCAACUCUGCAUCUCAAGAGGAAGUGGAGGAUGACAUCUUCGAGGAUGAGAAACCCAUCCAGGAAGAGGGGGAGGCACCGGUUACAGCCAUGGAAACAGAGCCUGUCAACUCUGUCCAGCCUCCCCACGUCUCCUCCCCAACCCUGCUAGCCGUCAACGAGUCAGAGGAAGUGGAGGAGGCUCAGGUUGGGCGUGCAUCAGUGUCCAAAAUGACCACCGCAGAGGUGCAGGAGACUCCUCAAGGUCCGUCCCGCACCUCUGUGCGACGUUCAAUGUCCUCACGGCACUCCCUGGCCGGCCUGAGGAGAAGCAUGACACAGGAAGCGGUGAGGAGGGCCUCCAGGCGCUCCUUCCUGAAGAAGAAGGCCAGACUUAGUAGAUCAGCCGGUGGCAGCUCUGUCGGUGAGGACAUCUGCUUUGACACGGAUGGAGAGGAGGUUGAGGAGAUGGAAAGGGAGGAGAAGGUUGGAGAUGUUGAAGAACCAGCUGUCAUUGUGACUGAGGCCUCUCCUGUGCCAGAGAUCAAGCUGCAGGAACCGGAUGCAAAGGAUCCAGAGGAAAAGGAGGAAGAGCAGAUGCUGGGAAAGAGCGGUGAGGCUGUCACCCGCUACACGCGCUCCAUGGCCAAAAACACCCCCACCAACAUGGCCUCUGGCUCCGCCUCCCGCAUUGAGAAAACCCACACCCCUCUAGCAGCACCAGAUGACUCUGGUAAGAAGCCUGCAGGAACCCAGUCGCUGUCUCGAUUUGGCUUUAAACGCAGAGUAGAUUCUACAUCUGAGGAUGUGCCUAAGAAGAAGGUGUCUCCUAAAAUUAGCCAGUCGGCGGUGAGACCCAACAUGAAGUCGUUCAUCCACACUGUCCAAAAGAACCAGCUGUUGAUGAUGACUCCCGGCUCCAUGGGCCGCACCUCAGUCAUGUCCUUCAUCAAGCACAGUACUCCUGGCAGGGUUGACCCCAAGUUGUCUGUUGGUUUAGUGGAGAGGGAACGUAUGAAGCUGGAGGCUUUCAACAAGAAAUCUGAACAAGAAAACGAAAGAAAGAAAAAGAUGGAAGACGAGAGGAGGAAGAAACACGAAGAGCUGAAAAAGCAGAGGGAGGAGAGGUUGAGGCGUGUGUUGGAGGCCCGUGAGCGAGGCGAGAAGGAGGAGUUUGAGAAGAGGAAGAAGCUGGAGCAGAAGAUGGCCCAGUUUGUGGAGAAGGAUAAGGCCAAAAAGAUUGUGGCCUCCAAGCGUCAACAGGAGCUGGAGGUCCGCAGGAAUAAAGAGGAAGAGGCCAGGAAGAAGAAGCUUCAGCAGGAUGAGGAGGAGAAGCGGCAGCUUGAACUGCGUGCCAAGAGGAAGGCCGAGGAGGAGGAUCGGGCACGCAAGCUGGCCGACGCCCGCAGGCAACUGGAGCUGAAGAGGGACCAGGAGCGAGAGCUCGAGAGACAGGCUGCUGAAAGGGAGAGGCAGGAGAGGGAGAAGGCCAUCGCUCUGCAGGUAGAGCUGGAGAGGGCCGCUCGGGAUAAGGAGAGGAAGGAGCUAGACGAGAAGAGGAGGCUCCUGGAUGAGAAGAGGAAGAGGGAGGAUGAACAGAGGAGGGCUGAGGACGAGAGGAGACGUGCUGCUGCAGCUGCUGUUGCUGCCGCCCAUGAAGCACAGAAUGCGCAGUUGAAGGCCGCAGCCAGCAAAGGGCCAACUCUGCUCAACACAACCAUCAACAAAGGGUCUGCUCUGAACGUCACAGUUGAUCUUGAGGGCAUGAGGACUCCAGUGGGCAAAGGAGCAGCUCUCUACCACAUGUCUGUGCAGAAAGGGGCCGCACUGAAUAUCACUGUUGAUGUUGAGAAAACAGUGAACACGACUCCAGUGGGGAAAUCAUCAGAACCCGAUGCCUCUAUAGAGCUAUGUCCUAACGUCACAAUAGACCUUGAGAGGUCUCCACAGUCCUAUGAAAUCACUCCGAAAGGUAAGAAGAUCACUACUCUGGUCAACCCUGAAGACUACGGGAUGGACCAGAACAGCGAUGACUCCACUGACGACGAGUCGGCACCAAAGAAACCCAUUCCGUCCUGGGCAGAGGGUCUUCAGCUUCAGCAGUCCAUCAUGAAGCAGUACUACGACCCUACGGAUCUUCACGCGUACUUUGGGGUCGUGGAGAUGCCCAAACUGGAGCGGAUAUUCAACAAAAGCAAACCUCGCUUUUUCAAAAGAACCAGCUCUGCUGUAUGGCACUCACCUCCUCGAAUGGGCAGUUUGGCCCACUGAAGAGACUAUUCUGGGAUAUAAGUUUUAUUUUCAAUUUUUUUUUUUUUUUUUUUCCAACUGUAUUUGUACUUAGUCAGGUUUUGGUAAGAUCUUUUCAAAUAAAGUUUGUCCUAGUAGAAGAAAAUUAUGUGUAUGGGCGUAUGCGUGGAAUAGUGUGGAUGUGAUUGGUGAAUUGUUUUACUUGUUUUUUCCCUCUCUGAUGCAUCAUUCUGUUUUUCCUCUGAUGCGUCAUUCUAUUUUUCUGUCUGUUUUUAAUUCUGCAUUUUAGAGUUUUUUUACACAGUUACUGUGUUGUAUUUUUUCUUCACCUUGCUGUAAAUGUGUUGUGUGAUCGCUGCUUAUAAAUCUGAUCCAAAAGUGGCCUCCGCGUUCUGAUUUAGAUGCUGUGAUGAAUAAAUCUCAACAUGACACAUU